Molecule: messenger RNA, 240 nt
Organism: Clunio marinus
Lineage: Eukaryota; Metazoa; Arthropoda; Insecta; Diptera; Chironomidae
Source: the annotation of a GenBank genome assembly
AUGGAAAAGGAAAAGCAAGGAAAAGAUCAAAAAGUUGAGGUUGAAAGGUCGGGAUUUUGUUUAACUCUUGCAUCUGACUCUAACAAAGAUAAUCAGUUCCAGGCAAUGGAUUGUAAUAGCUUGAGAAAGGCAAAAGCACAGAUUCACUUCAUCUCAUCACGAACAUGCAUAUUUAAUAUACCCAAUUUUCUACUCUUACGUGACAACAGGCAGAGAAUGAAAGUUCAAGUCGUCUCAUGA